Molecule: messenger RNA, 2561 nt
Organism: Drosophila erecta
Lineage: Eukaryota; Metazoa; Arthropoda; Insecta; Diptera; Drosophilidae
Product: serine-aspartate repeat-containing protein F
Exons: 8
Coding region: 460-1590 (376 amino acids)
Molecular function (GO): protein binding
Source: RefSeq, a predicted model, not a curated record
ACAAGUGUGUAUAAAAAGGACAUUUCGUUCAGUCGUCGACUUUGUUAAUUAAGCGAAACUGCGACGCAAAAUAGCGGAACGAAUUUCCUUUCACCGAAGUGAAAAACGUUUCCAUUUUCCGCUGCAAGAAAGUAUUCAGAAAGUAAAACAUACUGCUCGUCGUUUAAGUGCAUGCAGAACAAUAGUGCAUCUGAAUGAAUGAAAAUUUAAUGUUAGCGCGUAACCAGUGAGCCAAAAUCGAAGGACGUGUGUUGUGUGUAAUCUUUGAUUCGCUGAAAGUCCUGGGACUCAGUGCUAAUUCAUCCUGGGACUUGCCUGUUCCACAGCUGCGAAAAAUCCGAGAGGCUGUAAAUGCAUUACGCAGGUGGACGGGACACCGCACACCGUAAAUAAUUGAAGACAAGGCAGUGAAAAUGGUAAAUUGAAGAUUGCACAAUUUUGAAAUUUCUAUCGGAGAUCAUGUCAAACCUCCUCUACAUGGACAAGUCGAAUGGCAAUGGCGUCUAUGCGGUUAGGCCCAACAGCAGCAAUGGCCACAUGGACAACGAUAAUGGCCUAAGCGGGGCAGGUGCGCCUGCCACCACCUCGGCCACCACAGCGGCAACAACUGGAGCAGGUGCAGCCCUGAUGGCCACAGCUAACAACAUAAACAUAAUGAACGGGGCUGCCGCCGCAGCCGCAGCUUCCGCUUCCGGUCUGCCCACUUCCGCUUCCAGCGAGGACCUCAGCCAAAGCCUGUCCGAGUACACAGAUGCCGACGAGAGCAUAUCCGCGCCCACUGAGUUUCUCGCCGAGUUCCUGUCCGCCGUGAUGCUAAAGGACUACAAAAAGGCAUUGAAAUAUUGCAAAUUGAUACUGCAAUACGAGCCCGACAACGCGACGGCCAAAGAAUUCUAUCCCCUCAUCCUGGAUAAGUUGCGGGCAGUGGCCACGUCCAGCGACAGCGAUGAGAACUACAAUAAAUCUUCAUCGCCCGACUUGGCUUUGGAUCUGCAUGCAUCGGAUGUGGAGGCGGAUGUGGACGGGGACGAAGCAGGAGAUGCAGACGUGGAUGGGGAUGGGGAUGCGGAUGCAGAUGGCGAUGGCAGCGAGAGCAGCAACAAUUGUUCCGAGGAGGAGGAUAAUGGAUGGGGCGAUGAUGAGAUUGACAACGUGGAUGUGAUGGAUGGCGAGGAGGAGAGCAGCAGCAGUGGCGAUGACUUCGACUUGCCCAUCGACGAUGCAGGUCAGGAUCCAGCUGCUCUGGCAGCUCACGCCCACCAUUCCCAUACCCACUCGCACUCCCAUUCCCACAACGAUUCUGGAUCCUCAAGGAAUUCAUCGAGCGGCGGAGGAGGACGCAGCGACAACACCACACAUUCCUACUCCAGUUUGCUCCUGGAGGAGGAGGACGAUAUUGUGCCCGUGAGCCUUAACUUUGGCCUGAAGGAAAACACAGCUGCGGACCUGGACGUCAGCAAUGGCAACAAAAUACCCUCCGCCUCCUGCAGCGACUCCGAAUCCCCGACAGAACCGCUCACCCAACGCCUGGCGGCCAUCCUGCGCUCCAAGUGCGGCGUAUCCGGUGGUGGGUCAGAUGAGACCUAUUAACUCCAUAUACUCGUAUACUCGUAUAUACUCAAUCCGACACUGUGCAGAAAUUAUUUUGCAGUGGACAAUGCUGGCGAUUUGUUAUGGAAUGGAGUUUGAUUUCUUACCUGCUGCACAGGGACCUCUAUAUAUUCUUGUAUAACUAUAUAAACACACUCCACCCUUUGCCGGCUAGUUUUUCCACUAGUACGAUCGCUUUACGAACCUAGAAACCGUCCCUAACUGCAUACUCUCGUAUCUCGUAUCUUGUAUCUUCACUUGCAAAGUUUUCUCCCUAGGACAAACAUAUCGUACAAACUCAAUAAGUACUUAAUAUACAUCAAUACCUAUUUAUACUACAUAUUGUACAUGUUUAGCCUAGAUACAGCCACAGAGCCCAAUAAAGAUAUACUCGAUACAGUAAGCUGAACAUGGCUUACAAGGAUUAGGUGGUGAUUAUACACUCACGCGGCAUGCGAAGCCGAAUCAAUAUAGAUUUACAUAGAUUUACAAGUAUAUAUUUUAGUAAGACACCCAUUCAGAACGCACAGGACUCGGAAUGCUUUACAUUUUUGCAUUUGAUAGAGAUCGAUUUUUUCCCCAGGAUAUAGAAAGCGAGUUACAGAGCCAAGGAUAAGUCUGAUAAGUCUAUAAAACAGACAGAGGAGGAACGAACGAUCGUAGAACUACAACUGAAAUGGUCCAAAGUCACAAACUACGUAGAAGAUUGUAAAUAGAUAUAUUUUGUAUCAAUUAGGCCUGUACUAGAGUCUAUAUAUUCGUUCGAUUCUGUUGUAUAAGUUAAUCAGGGACAAACUCUAAAAACUCCCCCAGUAAUAAACCUUAUAUUUAAUAUUAUUCAUAUAAAUAUUUGUAUCUGAUAUGUGUAGCUCUUGGAUAAGUUUUCCUAACUGUAUUGUUGAAUUAUAUAAUCCAGAAGGUCUGAAUGUUUACGGAAGACAAUUGUAAUAAAAGUGGCAAGAAAGCUGGAA